Messenger RNA from Entrophospora candida, 1953 nucleotides. The record is from the annotation of a GenBank genome assembly. NCBI's taxonomy places the organism in Eukaryota, Fungi, Glomeromycota, Glomeromycetes, Entrophosporales, Entrophosporaceae.
AUGGAACCAAGGUCACAAAAAUCUACAGACACAGCAGCAACAAUAGCAUCAUUAUCAUCAAGAAUUACUCUAUUGGAAGAUGAAUUAAAAGAAGCCGGUAAAGAAAUGGCUGAAAAUAUUAGACGUGAGGUGGAAUUACAAAUGGAAUUGGAUUGUAUUAUUGCGCAGAAAGAAGAAGACAUUCAAGCUGCCACUGAACCUUUAGUAAACAAAAUAUCACAGCUAGAAACUGAAUUAUCAUAUUCCACUUCUUCCUCUGGUAGUGAUGGUAGUGGUUAUAAUUCAGGAUUCAGUUCACCAACACAUAAAAAUCUUGAGGUUGAAAUAAGGAAUUUGCAAAAUGAAAUUGGAAAUCGCGAAUCGGAGGUUGGAAAUUUAAAAAUGGAAAAUAAUUUACUAAUAGGCGAAAAGAAUUUAUUGGUAAAAGAGAAUGAGAUGUUAAAGAAUGAAAAUGUUUCGUUUACAAAAGAGAAAGAAUUUGAAAUUGAAAAUUUGAAAAAUGAAAUUGAAAAUCAUAAAAGUGAAAUUGAAAAUCAUAAAAGUGAAAUUGAUUUACUGAUAAAGGGUAAAGUAAAUGACGAUAUUGAAAUUAGAAAUCUAAAGAACGAAAUUGAAAACUUUAAAAAUGAAUAUCUUUUGUUAAAAAAAGAGAGUUCUGAACAAUUAGAAAACCUCAAAAUUGAGAAAUCAAGAGAAAUGGAAAAUUUACAAAAAAUUAAUCUUGAUGAAGUUGCAAACCUUGAAAGCAAACUUUUGAAUGCUAGCAAUAAACUCGCCUCCAUCGAAAAUUCCUUUCAAGAAUUAAAUUUCAAAUAUCAACAAUGCACGCACAAUAAUUCGCAAACAUCAACCGAACUGAUUUCCGCAUUUGAAAAAGUCCAAGAAUUUGAAGAUAAAAAUAGAAUUCUAGAAAAAAAUUGCGAGGAAUUGUCCAACGAGAAAAUAAAACUGAAUGCCGAGAAAGAAAUGUUCCUAAAAGAUAUCCAGAAAAUAAAACUUGAGAAAUCGGAAUUGGAAAAUGAGCUUAAGGAAUCGCACGGCAAAUUGGACGAAUUCAUGAAAUCCAUGAAAGAGAAAUGGGAAUCGCAAUAUCGAGAUCUUGAACAAAGACAUCAAGAAACUGAGUCAAAGCUGGAAGAAACUGUGUCAAAGCUGAAAGAAUCUGUCGAGAAAAAUGAACUUAUUUAUGAAGAAUUGAUGAAAGAAAAAGAAAAAUCAAAAUCGAAUGAAAUGAAUCACGAGAGAUUGAGAGCGUUGGAAAAACAAAACGAAGGGAAAAUUAAAGAAUUAAAGGAUCUUCAAUCGUUGAUCAAGUCAGAAAAUGAGCGAUGGAAAGAUAAGGAGGAGAAUUUUAUGAUAAACUACGAAAAAUUGGAAUUGAAAUUUAAACAAAAAGAAUCCGAAUACGAUAUUAUAAAUGAUGAGUUGGAAUUUAUUACGGCCGAGAACAAAUCCAUCAAGCAAAAAUUGUUUGACAACGACAAGGAGAAAAUAUUGAUCGAUCGAGAGAAAAGACAGAUUGAGAUCGAAUUCAAGAAAUUGCUAGAAGAGAAAGAAAAUCUUUCCAAACAAUUGGACGAAAUCGAAAAUCAAUAUCAAGAAGAAAUUUCAAUUAUUGCCAAAGAAAUGCAAAAAAGAUUAGAAUCAACUAGUAAAUUACUUCAAAAAAUAACGGAUUUGGAAAAUUCUCUAAAAUCUUCUAGGCUUGAAUGCAAAAAAUUGAAUGAAAAAUUGGCGGAAAUUCAACUCGAUCAUUUCGAAGCAGUUAACGAGAAAAACAAAGUAAUUGAAGAAAAAUCCGAAGCUCAAAAGAAAAUCGAAUCGUUAGAAUCUAGACUUGAAAGUCUUAAUAAAUUAUCAGGUUUGGAAAAGAAAGACUUGAGAUUAAUGGAAAAAUAUCAUGAAGUGUUGGCUAAAAAUAUGGAGUUAACAAUUCAAUUAAGUUCAAAAUGA